Mangifera indica (mango) is the source of this 2181-nucleotide messenger RNA. Its product is annotated as F-box/kelch-repeat protein At5g15710-like. The record is from RefSeq and is a predicted model, not a curated record. Lineage: Eukaryota; Viridiplantae; Streptophyta; Magnoliopsida; Sapindales; Anacardiaceae. Gene Ontology annotation, molecular function: protein binding.
GGUUAGGUUCUUCGCUAAUUUCAAAGUCUCGUUUAUAUAUAUUUUUAUUUCCUUUUAACCUUCUCGUGAGCUCUGUGAAGCAUUUCAUCAGAAAAGCCAAAUCGAGGAAGAAUCUUUUGGAAUGCGAAGGUAAUCCAUAAUCUAAAACCAUAAGAGCUUGAACCUUUAUGAUGUUGACGCAUUGAUUUCUGUUUUUCUUUUUAUCUGUUGAUGGAGUCGUUUUACAUUUACGAGAUUGUAAUUUGGGGAUCUGAUGGGUAUUUGACGUGAAAUUUAACGCUGGUUAUGUUUGAGUUUUAGCGCUUUGGUUUGUGGGUUUUGUUGUUUGGUGCAUGGGAUCGACAUUGUAUUAGCAUUCUUACAGGAUGUUUUAUUAAAAUCAGCAUUUUAAUUUGAAGGUUUGGGUAACUUAGGAGUUAAGGUUGUAGAGUUGGGUUUAGUUAAGAAUAAGAACUGUUAUUGGAGAGAUUUAGGUUUUUGAGGAUUGUUUAGUAUGGAUGGUGUUGGACAAGUUUCUGAAUCUGGGUCUGGACUAUCUAGUCCACAAGAGAGGUGUCCUAAGCAAGGGUCACCUAUUAGGGGUGGUGGAUCAAGGAAUACGAGUCUUGGUCGUGUAGGGUCUAGAAAUACUAGCCCUUCUAGGCAAAAGGUGAUUAAGACUAAACCUCGUGGUUUAGAUGAGGAGACAGCUGCUACGUUUGGCAAAGCGGUUCAACCAGAUGUUCAAAUGGAAGACAACAUCUGGUCACUGUUACCAGAAGACUUGUUAAAUGAGAUUUUGGCUAGGGUUCCUCCAUUUAUGAUCUUUCGGCUUCGUUCUGUUUGUAAGCGCUGGAAUUCAAUUCUUCAGGAUAGUAGUUUUCUUAAAUUCCAUUCACAGGUGCCAUCGCAUGGGCCUUGUCUUCUUACAUUUUGGAAGAACGCACAGACAACACAAUGCUCUGUUUUUAGCUUGCCACUGAAAACAUGGUAUAGGAUUCCAUUUGCUUUUUUGCCUCAGUCAUUCUGGUUGGUUGGUUCUUCAGGUGGCCUAGUUUGUUUUUCUGGGCUUGAUGGGUUAACUUUCAGAACAUUAAUCUGUAAUCCGCUAACCCAAACUUGGAGGACAUUGCCAAGUAUGCAUUAUAAUCAGCAAAGACAGUUAAUUAUGGUUGUUGAUCGCAUUGACCGGUCGUUCAAAGUGAUUGCCACUAGUGAUAUAUAUGGUGAUAAGUCAUUGCCUACUGAAGUGUAUGAUUCAAAACUUGACAGGUGGUCUGUCCACCAGAUAAUGCCUGCAGUUAACCUUUGCUCCUCAAAGAUGGCGUAUUGUGACUCUCGGUUAUACUUGGAAUCUCUUUCACCACUUGGGCUGAUGAUGUAUCGGCUAGACACAGGUUGCUAACACAUUCCUGCUAAGUUCCCACGGUCUUUGUUGGAUGGCUAUCUCGUUGCUGGUACACAGAAGCGCUUGUUUUUAGUUGGAAGGAUUGGUCUUUAUAGUACUCUCCAGAGUAUGAGAAUUUGGGAAUUGGAUCAUGCGAAAAUUAUGUGGGUGGAAAUAAGCAGGAUGCCGCUGAAGUACUUUCAAGCUUUACUAAGGCUAUCGGCUGAGAGAUUUGAGUGCUUUGGACAGGAUAAUUUGAUUUGCUUCACAUCUUGGAACCAGGGGAAGGGCCUUCUCUAUGAUGUGGAUAAGAAGAUAUGGUCUUGGAUUGCUGGGUGUGCUCUUCAGUCAUACAACAGCCAGGUCUGUUUUUAUGAGCCCAGAUUUGAUGCUUCCCCUGGCUGACAAGGAAAUUUUAACGGGAUGGCUUCCAUUUUAUGUGCUACAGAGACUUAUGGGGGAAUUAUCUUCAUUUCUUAUCCCUUAUUUUACUAAAGCCAUCUUUUGACCUGUAUACAAAUUUUUAUGAGGAUCUCUAUGCUUAUAAGCUGAGUUAUUAUUCAAAUUUAGCUGUUUUGCAUGCUGCAGUCCAUGGAGCAGUUUUUGUUUAUAAAAAAAAUAUGAUUUCAUGUGUAUCAGGGCUCUGUAUAUUGGGCACUGUUGUACUUGAUAACUUGAAUAGUGAUGGGAUUCAAAAAGGAUGUACACAUAGCAGGUGAUGUUUGGGGAACAAGCGUGGAAAAAAAUUUUCUUAAUUUUUUACACCUUUUGCAAGUUGCAUACAUUAAACUAUAAUAACUUCUUUAUCUGUUAGC